Acipenser ruthenus (sterlet) is the source of this 3317-nucleotide messenger RNA. Its product is annotated as F-box/LRR-repeat protein 3-like. The coding region runs from base 66 to 515 and encodes 149 amino acids. Lineage: Eukaryota; Metazoa; Chordata; Actinopteri; Acipenseriformes; Acipenseridae. The transcript has 4 exons. The record is from RefSeq and is a predicted model, not a curated record.
UGUACUUCAUGGAUUGCAUCAGGUAAAAUACCUCUUUUUCCUCUCAAGUUAUAUUUCCUAACAGAAUGAAACGCAGCCGUAAAGGGAGUGAUGGUGGCAGCAGUUCUUCCUCCGAGUGUGUAGGGGAGGGGUUCAAGAAGGUGAAAGCCCUGGAGGAACCCUCAGAGAGAGCCUUUGACUGGGGAGAGCUGCCACAGGAUGUAGUCCUGCACAUCUUCAAGUACCUGCCCCUCAAGGUGGAUAGCAGUACAGAGUCAGCAGAGGAAGCUUGUGAUAUCCUGUCACAGCUCGUAAACUGCUCCCUCAAGACACUUGGAUUGAUUUCAACGGCAAGGCCAAGCUUCAUGGAAUUACCAAAGAUCAGUGACACCCCAGUGGAUGAUCCUUCUCUGAAGGUCCUUGUGGCAAAUAACAGUGACACCCUCAGACUAUUAAAAAUGAGCAGCUGCCCACGUGUCUCCCGCAGGAAUCAUGUGUGGCAGACCAGUGUCACUGCCUUUGAGAGCUCGCCCUGAACUAGUACCUGCUGAGUGAUGAGCUGCUGCUGGCCCUGUCCUCGGAGAAGCAUGUUCACCUGGAGCACCUGCACAUUUACGUGGUGAUCGAGAACCCCGGCCAGACUCACUUCCACACCAUCCAGAAGAGCAGCUGGGAUGCCCUGGUGCACCAUUCACCCAAGGUCAACCUGGUCAUGUACUUCUUCCUGUACGAGGAGGAGUUUGAUCCCUUCUUCUGCUACGAGAUCCCCGUCACGCACAUCUACUUCGGCCGUUCUGUCAGCAAGGAAGUGCUGGGCCAGGUGGGCAUGAUGUGCCCUCGCUUGGUAGAGCUGGUGGUGUGUGCCAACGGACUGUGGCCGCUGGACGAGGAGUUGAUCUGCAUCGCUGAGCGGUGCAAGCAGCUGUCCACUAUCAGGCUGGGCGAGUGCGAGGUCUCCUGCAGCGCCUUUGUGGAGUUUGUAAAGAUGUGCGGCAGCCGCCUCUUGCAGCUCUCCAUCAUGGAGGAAGUGCUCAUUCCUGACCACAGGUACAGUCUGGAGCAGAUCCACUGGGAGGUCUCCAAACACCUGGGCUGGGUCUGGUUCCCUGAUAUGAUGCCCAUAUGGUAAGACCCCCAGCUUGAAAGGAAGGAAUAUUGGAAAGACUUUCUCUGAGACUCCUAGACUGCCUCUGAACAACAAUUCGGUGCAGAGAGGACAAUCACUCAUCCACUCAGUAACAAAUAUUAGGUUGUUAUUGCAGGCUCGUACAUGUUGUGCUUUGUUAUAAGGGCCUUGUGGAUUUAUGAUAAUUGUUUUUUCUAAAUCAUAGUUUUUGUAAAAUAACAAUUAAUUGUAUAUGUAAUACAGCAGUAAAAUGGGAAUUCCCCUGUAGAGGAUGUACGUCACCCCAGCAACAGGGAUACAAUGGAAACACUAGUAUGGACAUGUAUAUUUAAUACUUUCAUGUUAGCUACACCUGGAACUGCAUUAGUUUUAUAAAAACGAAUGAGUAAAAUCGUCUAUUUUAUUUGUACAGUACAUCAAUUUCGCUAAGAUAGACUACAGUAAAACUGCUAGUUUGCACUUUGAUGGCGCAAGUCUGUGAACACGUAAACAUUUUAUAUAUAUUUGAAAAAAAAAAAAGGAAAUUAAUGAAAACAUACUCCCGGGUUAGAGAGUAUUCAGUGUCAAAUUGUGUCGACGUAAUUGUGGUAACGAACGCAUUGCUCUGUGCAGAAUCACAGCAAACUGGAAUGUGUAAUCAAUAAGGGUAGAUCUUCAAAACUACUGAAUUUAACACAACUGCAGAGGCUUUUUACAAGAGUUUAUUCCAUGUGUGUGAAUAUAGGUCAUAGUUGACUACUUUUUCACAAUACUGGGUGUAGUACCAGCAUUUUUGCCCCUUUUUUGUUUUGCUAUCUGUUGAAUUUCAUUUAAAUAUCAAACACAUCAUAUGCCUUUUCAACAUCUAAACAUCGAAAACAUGUUGUAUAAAUUGGUAAAGUAGCAUGUUUUUUCCAGGUGUAGUUUGAUAGUUCACACUGGACCCUGUAGUGUACAUGCCAGCAGCUGAGCUUUGACUGCUGAACCUGCAGAGCAUAUUUCAGUAACAACGCUGGGAAAGUUAUGCCACCAAACUGAUUUGUUUGUGAAGACAAUAGACUAAGUAGAUCGCGCUCAUGGUUUUAUGGAAGAUAUGAUGCAGAAUGAAAGCAAUGACCCAUUUGAUUCAUCAGUGUUUGAAAAAAUGAAUAGAAAUCUAUUGUUUAUUACAGAAUGUUAACAGGUGAUGACAGAAUUACUAUUAUUGAAUUACUAUUGCUGAAAGAGCGUGCUCUUUAUCUUGGCUUGUAAAAUUGCAGUACAAAGUUGCUGUUUCAAGCAUUUUUAUUUAUUUAUUUAUUUAUUUUUUAUAUAGAAGAAGUUUUAUGACAUAUGCAGUUUUAUGCAUCGCAUUCAUGAUAUAUGAAGGCCAUUAAUCGCAUCCACAUGACUAGUGGAUGGAAAAAUCCACCGGGGACAUUUUACUGGCCAACAUCGUUCCGGGGGCCGACGACGACAAAAUAAAAUGCAAAAACAAGCAACAUUUAUGAGCAGUCUCAACAGGGCCUGAAACAGUCUGCCUCAUGAGUGAAGGAAUCGCUUCUGAGAUGUGUUGGGCAUCUGCCCUCUCCACUGACUGCAUGGGCACAAACUGCACAGCCACCAGCCCUUUCUGGCAGAAUCAUACCUAUACUAGCUCCUCUUCUAUGACCGUGCUAUCAGUUGAACCAUUGGACAUCACUGACAGGAACUUUACACCUUUUAUUCUUCUUCCAGCCUCAGCAAUGUAGUCCAUAAAUACUCGUUUGUUUGUCAUUCCUAGAUUUAGCCUGGUGAGCCUUCUGUAGAAACAAUACUUCUUUCUUGAUGUUUGACUGUAUCAGCUGGUCAUGUCAGUUCAGCUUUAUUAGGCAGCAAAAAUUCAGACCAGAGCUAGGUCUAUAGAAUACAAAUAGUUACACAUGCUCAAAUGUAAAUUCAGAAUUCACUUGCUGUUUUGAUAAUAUGGUAGACACAUUUCUGUACAAUUUAGACUGUACGAUUUUUUCCAUUUAAUUUUAUUUUCAAAGGCUAUUGAAGCUAUGUAACUUAAUUAUUUAUUUUAGAAUCCUUUGCUGUAUUCUUGUGGUAUGGCUUUAUGGUUUGUUACUAUAGUAGGAACAUACUGUAUCAAUGUAAAGACUGGUUUUAUAGAAGUCUUUUUUACGACUUGCUAAUCUGUUCUGCUCUAUUUCUCAGUUGUGCAUCUGUAUAAUAAAUGGUUUAUGUAAGCCUUUCAAGUUAACUAUUCAAU